AUGGAGGGUCGAGUACUUGCAAUGAUCUUUUUGUUCAUGAUCAUUCUGGUUGCUUCACCCUCACCAAGUUCAUGUGCUAGACUUACAGGUUUUCCCACAACAAAUACUUUAAGAGAUGAUGACGAAUUCAUUGGUUAUUAUAGUGAUCAAGGUGCUGAUAAAACAUCAAAUUCAUUCAAAGAAGAAUAUGGGGUUGUUGUUGCAACUACAUCCGACAAGUAUUAUCAUGCUCUUCCCAAUCGCCAAACCGAUGAUGACUUACAAGCAUUCCCAGAAGAAGCAUGGAGAUCACCUGCAACAAGCACAUUCAAUGUGAUGAAUUAUGGUGCUGUUGGGAAUGGCGAAGUUGAUGAUACGCAAGCCUUUCUGAAAGCAUGGGGAGAUGUUUGUGGAUCCACUCAAGGCAUCCCUACCCUUAUCAUACCAAAGGGCAAAGAUUUCUUGCUCAAUUCUGUGAAGUUUCAAGGGCCUUGCAGGGCUGCAAGUGUAAAUUUUCAGCUAAAUGGGAGCAUUGUCGCGAAAAAGGAUAUGACUGCUUGGAGAGACAAGGACAAAUGGGUUCAGUUUGACAAUGUUCAAGGUCUGAUAAUCAAUGGAGGAGGUCAAAUUGAUGGUCAAGGUCUGGUUUGGUGGAGAGCUUGCAGCACUACAAAUUGCAAACGACCAACUGCUCUCCAUAUUAACGACUGUCAUGGUCUCCGGUUGAGUGAUAUUACGCAUAUUGAUAGUGCGAGGAACCAUAUCAGCAUCAGCGGCUGCAAUGAUGUCGAAGUUUCUGGUAUCCUUAUUAGGGCUCCAGCAGAUAGUCCAAACACUGAUGGAAUUGACAUCUCUACAUCAACCAAUAUCAACAUUCGAGAUUCUUCUAUAGGCACUGGUGACGACUGUAUUGCAAUCAAUUCUGGUACAUCUCAUGUCAACGUUACUGGUGUUUUGUGCGGUCCAGGCCAUGGUAUAAGUAUCGGAAGUCUUGGUGAGCAUGGUUCGUAUAGCAUGGUGGAAGAUGUGCAAGUGAGAAAGUGCACCUUCAAUGGCACAACAAAUGGAGCAAGAAUCAAGACAUGGAAAGGCGGAUCAGGGUAUGCUAGGGACAUCAUUUUUGAGAAUAUCACAAUUCAAGCAAUCAAGAACCCUAUCAUUAUAGACCAGGAGUAUUCUGAUGUUCUCUAUACUGGAUUUGGAACCCUGCAUGACCAAGGAAGCGCUGUACAAGUGAGCGACGUGACGUUCCGUGACUUUCAGGGAUCUGUUUCUGGGGAUGUAGCCAUUACUUUGGACUGCGACAAUCGAGUAGGCUGCAAAAACAUUGUAAUGGAUCACAUCGACUUAACUUCGUCCGUUCAUGGCAAGAAGGUUGCUGCCUACUGCAAGAACGUCCGAGGAUUACGUACUUCAUUAUCUCCUAGUGUGACAUGCGAUUAA
Molecule: messenger RNA, 1422 nt
Organism: Fragaria vesca subsp. vesca
Lineage: Eukaryota; Viridiplantae; Streptophyta; Magnoliopsida; Rosales; Rosaceae
Product: probable polygalacturonase At3g15720-like
Exons: 8
Coding region: 1-1422 (473 amino acids)
Biological process (GO): carbohydrate metabolic process
Molecular function (GO): polygalacturonase activity
Source: RefSeq, a predicted model, not a curated record